Messenger RNA from Hyaloperonospora brassicae, 2262 nucleotides. NCBI's taxonomy places the organism in Eukaryota, Oomycota, Peronosporomycetes, Peronosporales, Peronosporaceae. The record is from the annotation of a GenBank genome assembly.
AUGAGCACCGCCACCGCCGACGCCGACCCCGCGCGCGCGCAGACGCGUCUCACGAAAGCGAGCGGCCCCAAGAUCUCUGGCGCCGCGAGCGCGCUCAAGAUCGGCGGCCCGUUCACCGUCACGCCGUCGCCGCCCUUCGUCGCCGCGCGCGUGGCCGUCUACGACCGCAUUAUGGCCGCGCAGAGGCAGCAGCUCGCGGCGCUGGCCGCCCUCGAGACGCCCAUCUGCGUCACACUGCCCGACGGCGCGUCGGUCGACGGCGUCGCGUGGCAGACGACGCCGCUGGACGUGGCGCGCGCGCUCUCGCAGGGCCUCGCGGACCAAGUGGUCGUGGCCCGCGUCACGUACCGGGGGACGCCCGACGACCCGUUCCGCGUCGAGGCGGCGGCCGAUGUGGACGGCAACGAAGCGAGCGAUCGAGCGGCCGCUGGGUCCUGUUGCAGUGCCGUGCCGGACGAGGCGGCGCGGGAGCUGUGGGACGUGUGCCGCCCGCUCGUGGGCGACUGCCGCCUGGAGCUGCUCAAGUUUGACGACCCCGAGGGGCGGACAGUGUUUUGGCACUCGAGCGCCCACGUGCUGGGCGAGAGUUUGGAGACGCUCAAGGGCGCGCACUUGACGAUCGGGCCGCCGGUCGAGGGCGGCUUCUACUACGACGCGUACAUGGGCGCGCACACGGUGCUCGAGAGCGACCUGAGCGUGCUGGAGAAGGCCUGUCAGAAGGUCGUCAAGGACAAGCAGCCGUUUGAGCGCAUUGUGCUCACGAAAGACGAAGCGCUCGAGAUGUUUGCCGACAAUGUGUUCAAGACGCAGAUCAUUGCCACGAAGAUCCCGGACGGCGGCAAAACCACGGCCUACCGCUGCGGCCCGCUCAUUGACCUCUGUCGCGGACCGCACGUGCCCCACACGGGCAAGAUCAAGGCCCUCGCGGUCACGCGCUCGUCGAGCGCGUACUGGCUCGGCAAGACGUCGAACGACGCGUUGCAGCGCGUGUACGGCAUCUCGUUCCCUGACAAGAGCAAGAUGAAAGAGUGGAAGUACCUCCAGGCCGAGGCCGCCAAGCGGGACCACCGUCGUCUCGGUGUGAGCGAAGAGCUCUUCUUUUUCCACUCACUGAGUCCUGGCAGCGGGUUCUGGCUGCCGCACGGAUCGGCCAUCUACUUUAAACUGCUCAAGUUCAUUCGCGAACAGUACCGCGAGCGCGGGUACACGGAAGUCAUUACGCCCAACAUUUUCAACAUGGAGUUGUGGAACAUCUCGGGCCACGCUCAGCACUACAAGGACAAUAUGUUUGUGUUUGACGUAGAGGGACAGGAGUAUGCGCUGAAGCCCAUGAACUGUCCAGCAGCGUCGCUCAUGUUUGACUUUCGUCAGCGCUCCUACCGUGAGCUGCCUAUCCGCUACGCGGACUGCGGCGUGCUGCACCGUAACGAGCUGAGUGGUGCCCUCACGGGCCUCACGCGCGUCCGUCGCUUCCAGCAAGACGAUGCGCACAUUUUCUGCCGCGACGAUCAGAUCAAGAAGGAAGUGCUGGAUUUCCUGACGUUUAUGAAGUACGUGUACGACGUGUUUGGCAUUGAGUUCAAACUGGAGCUGUCGACGCGCCCUGAGAAAGCCAUGGGCGAGCUGGAACAGUGGGAGCGUGCCGAGAAGCAGCUCGCGGAAGCCCUGGACGAGUUUGUUGGCGCCGAUAAAUGGGUUGUCAAUCCAGGCGACGGCGCUUUCUACGGUCCCAAGAUCGACAUCAUGAUUACGGACGCACUGAAGCGCCAACACCAGUGCGCCACGGUACAGCUGGACUUCCAGUUGCCCAUCCGGUUCAACCUGAAGUACCGCACGGACGAUGCAGAGAAUUUCAAGCGUCCGGUGAUCAUUCACCGUGCCAUCUACGGUUCGCUCGAGCGCUUUGUUGCUGUCUUAGUGGAGCACUAUGCCGGCAAGUUUCCGUUCUGGCUGUCACCGCGUCAGCUUCUCGUCGUCACAGUGGGCGCUGCGUUCAUUGACUAUGGGUACGAGGUCAAGGACGCACUGUUUCGCGCCGGCUUUGACGUGGAUAUUGACGACAGUGGCAAGACGCUGAACAAGAAGAUCCGUGAGGGCCAGAUGAACCACUACAACUUUAUUCUUGUGGUGGGUGCACAAGAGCAAGAGACGCGGUCUGUCAAUAUCCGUACGCGCGACAACAAGGUGACGGGCACGAAGACGCUGGAGGAGGCCAUUGCCAUGUUCAAGGAUCUGGAGGCGACCAAGGUAGCCGCCGAGUAA